GCGUCAUUUCCGAGUGAAAGUGCGUCUGUCAAGUCAAGAUGGCGGCUCCCUUGGAGUUAUUUUGCUGGAAAGGCAACUGGGGAUUGCCUUCUGUCAACACCGAAUGCCUUAUCGUGCUGGCGUAUGCAAGGUUUGCUGGAGUGCCCCUCAAGCUUCACAAGACUGCCAACCCCUGGGGAAGCCCCACAGGCGUUCUCCCUGCCCUGAAGACUCGACAAGAUGAAAGUUUCUCGCAGCCCAGCAAGAUCAUCAUUGAGUUCAGGAAACAGAAAUACAAUGCAGACUUUGACCUCUCUGCGAAAGAAGGAGCAGACACCCUGGCUUUCAUAUCGCUGGUGGAGGAGAAGCUGGUGCCUGCCCUGAUCUACGCGCUGUGGGUGGACCCCAAGAACUACGUGGAGGUGACCCGCCGUUGGCAUGGCGACAACAUUCCCUUCCCGCUCAACUUCUUCCUGCCUCACCGCAUGCAGAGGCAGCAGCUGGGCCGACUGCGUCUCAUCAAGGGAGACGAGAGCCUGGAGGCCGGCGAGGAGGUGGAGAAGGAGCUCUACCGUGAUGCCCAGGAGUGUAUGAAUCUCCUUUCUCAACGUCUCGGCUCCAGCAAAUUCUUCUUCGGUGAUUCGCCCUCGUCUCUGGACGCCCAUGUGUUUGGCCACCUGGCCCCCCUCCUGAAGAUCAAGCUCCCCUGCGCUCGUCUCCAGCAGCACCUGAGCUCUCUGGACAACCUGACUCGAUUCUGCUCCAACAUCCUCACGCUCUACUUUCCCAACGAGCUCAAUGACGCAACGCCACGCAAGCUCUCCCCUCAGCCGGAGUCCAGCGAGGUGGACAGCGAGCCCAAUAAGCGUCGUAAGCAGCUGCUGUCGCUGGUGUUCGCGCUGGGCGCCAUGCUGAGCUACGCCCUGCUGACGGGCAUCGUAGCCGUCGAGCACGUGCCCGCCGUGGAGGAGGACAACGACAUGCAGGAGACCCAGGGCAUCGCAGGGGGCACGCCAGGGGAGGACGAGGAGUGACGAGGGUGUGUGUGUGUGUGUUUGUGUUUGUGUUUGUGUUUGAGUGAAUGUGCUUGCUUGCUUGUGUGUGUGCCUGUGUGUGCAUGUCUGCUUUCAUUCACACGUGUGUGUGUGUGUGUGUGUGUGUGUGUGUGUGUGUGUGUGUGUGUGUGUGUGUGUGUGUGUGUGUGUGUGUGUGUGUGUGUGUGUGUGUGUGUGUGUGUGUGUGUGUGUGUGUGUGUGUGUGUGUGAGUUCACAUGUGCCUGCCUGUACGUAUGUGUGUGUUUUCCUUCACUCAAAUGCUGGCGGCGAGCAGCGUGUGUAUACCUACCGUACAGGAU
This is a messenger RNA of Engraulis encrasicolus (European anchovy), 1334 nucleotides long. It is a transcript of the gene mtx1a, whose product is annotated as metaxin 1a. Gene Ontology annotation, biological process: mitochondrion organization. The transcript is spliced from 8 exons. The record is from RefSeq and is a predicted model, not a curated record. Bases 39 to 1013 code for a protein of 324 amino acids. Gene Ontology annotation, cellular component: SAM complex; cytoplasm. NCBI's taxonomy places the organism in Eukaryota, Metazoa, Chordata, Actinopteri, Clupeiformes, Engraulidae.